This is a messenger RNA of Lottia gigantea (owl limpet), 501 nucleotides long. RefSeq lists its product as hypothetical. The record is from RefSeq and is a predicted model, not a curated record. The transcript has 2 exons. Lineage: Eukaryota; Metazoa; Mollusca; Gastropoda; Lottiidae. The coding region runs from base 1 to 501 and encodes 166 amino acids.
AUGGUUCAUAAGACUGAUCAUACAGUUCAUAAGACUGAUCAUACAGUUCCUAAGACUGAUCAUACAGUUCAUAAGACUGAUCAUACAGUUCAUAAGACUGAUCAUACAGUUCAUAAGACUGAUCAUACAGUUCAUAAGACUGAUCAUACAGUUCAUAAGACUGAUCAUAUGGUUCAUAAGACUGAUCAUACAGUUCCUAAGACUGAUCAUACAGUUCAUAAGACUGAUCAUACACAUAUCAAAGGAAUAAUUUGUAAAAAUAAGGUAGAUAAUUCUUCUGCAUCAUUAUUUAUUUUUAUAGCUUACUUCGCAGGUCUUCGAGGUUUCCAACAGAUAACAGAUAAUCUAACCAAACCAAACCAAACCAACGACUACCAUUCAACUACCAAUCAACAAGAAAGAUCAGAACGAGUUUGGAAGAAUGAAGGAGACCGAGUAACUCACGCCACACCAUCCAGGGCCGAGUUUCACCGCCAUGUCAUUCGACCCGACCAGAUCUAA